AUGGCGUCAAAGAAAUUUGCUGUUAAGUGUGGGAAUUUUGCUGUCCUGGUGGAUCUUCAUAUAUCUCCGCAAGGUUCAAACAAAGAUACCAGCUGGUUUUCUGAACAGAAGAAAGAGGAAGUCUGUUUACUGUUAAAAGAAACCAUUGAUUCAAGAGUGAAGGAAUACUUAGGAGGUCGUAAACAGCACAGGCCGUCAAAUACAGAAUUCACAAGAUCCAAUCCCUUGUCCUUGAAAGGUUAUGGCUUUCAAAUCACAGCCUAUUUCCUCAAGAGAGGGAUACGUCUCCGCUGCCUCGGGGGCUCACAGAAUGCAGAACUCCGGGUAUUUCCCGACAGAUUUGUGGUCUGCGUAAGUCAGCUUGCAUUCAGUCACGAUCUUUUGGCAAGUCAGAGUGAAGACGUCCAGCCGGGAAGAGCUCUCCAAGGAGCGUCGGAGGAUCGUGCUGCAUGCGUGGAGAGGCCGUUUCUUCCUGGCGCAGAGCUCAGGAGAAACGCUCUGCAAGACCUUGUGAACAGAACUGAAACAGAAAGGAGCAUCGUGAGCAAAUCACGGAGCAGCAGGAACAGUGUGGGAACAUCCAGUGACUCAGUGAUUGCGGAGGUAGCACAGAAGAGGGGGGACAGCCAGGCCCCAUCCGGUCCCCCGUCCACGGGACAGGCGAAGGCUUACAUAAGGGCAGCUGAGAGCCACCGGGGGCUUCCUGUUCCAAAGCUGGAGAAAGUUCAUCAGCCCCCGCCAGAAGGCACCAGCCACGCAGAAACCUCAUCCUGGGACGCGGUUAGAGACGGGGCUUCUUCGCGGGAGCCCUGUCUGUAG
This is a messenger RNA of Lipotes vexillifer (Yangtze River dolphin), 819 nucleotides long. It is a transcript of the gene SLX4IP, whose product is annotated as SLX4 interacting protein. NCBI's taxonomy places the organism in Eukaryota, Metazoa, Chordata, Mammalia, Artiodactyla, Lipotidae. The record is from RefSeq and is a predicted model, not a curated record.